AUGACAAUAGGAAUCGCUUACGUACUAGUUAACAUAACUGCAUCUUCUACCUACAUUGGACCGAGUAGACAGAUGUGGCCUGUAGAGCCUCCACCUUACAUGUUCUAUAGACAACAACCAAAUGCUUUGAGAAAAUUCUAUUGGUACAAUGCCAGGACUCCAAUUUUAGUUGGCAAAAUGCGAUUAAAAAACUUUAUGCGUAAUAUCCACAUGUUACCCAGAUAUGUACAUUCUCCUACACCAUACCAUGAUAUAUAUGGAUCUUCCAAAAGAAGCGUCUUUAGAAAUGUUAACACUGUUCCAACUACGCCAACAACCACAACGGACUACAGCCUGGGCCCCAUCAACCCCUUUGUACCUCUGACAGCAGGAACGAUUCCCAAUCCUGAAUUUUCAAAAGGCGUCGAGAAUAAGAGGAAUUACUCCGACUUUUCAAAUAAUGGCUGGUCCUUAUGCCAAGAAAGUAUAACAAACACAAGAACAUCAGAUGACUGUUUUAAGAAUGCUUUAAAUCGUUUUCCAAGAGAGGAAUAUACUCGCAGCCUAAAUAGCGUGGCCAGCGAUUUAGCACUGACAACAACUAGUCUUCCAUACUUAAAUUAUAUUACUCACACCUACUUUACCCUUGAUGAUGUGAUUCUACCUCGUUCAGGGAAUAGGUUUACAGACAGCUCAGCAAAAGAAACCAAUGAGUAUCGUCUGAAACCAAUCAUUAUAACAACUGAAAUGCCCCCUUCCAUUACUACUGAGGUUCUUCAGACUACAACUAAAGCGAUACCAACGACAGAAGCGCCGAUCCCGAUCCCGAUACAGACAACAAUGACCGUUUUUGAUGUCGAGUACAGCAGCAGCGCGAAUCCCGUUAUCUCUACAGAAACAACUGAAUUCGCACUUCUAUUAGAAAAUUACAAAAAUUGGACAACAGUGCAAACCAUCAAAGAAAAUCCAUCUUACUUACCAAUUGUAACAACAGAAUCUUUUAAACCCAUCCUAAAACCGGAAAAAGUUAGAAAAAAUAUGACACCAAUAAUGCGGAGAAAAUUAAAAUCACUAAAACUACAUUUCAAAAAUAUUGUAACCACAAAAGAAACCCCGAAAUACCGACAAAAUAAGACCGAAAUAGCUAGUAGUGACAAUUAUAAUAAAUUAAUCGAAGCGUCAACGUCCACGAUUCCAGCGACGAUGAGGCCUAAGCUAAAGCGGACAUUUAGAAAAGCCCGCAUUAUAACAUCAACAAAAAAAACUCCCGUUGAAAUUACACGCAACAUUACUGAAACAAGUAAUUUUAAACUGAAGCAAAAAAAAACAAGCAGGAUCUUUCAAAGACGGAAACAAUUAAAUACUACAAUUUUGCCCGAGCCUUUAAAGAAUAUUACAAGUGAAAAUGACUUUAGCAGCAAAUUUAAACGUCGUUCAACUGCUACAACUCGCAAGUCCAAGACAAUUGAAGAUACCGAACACGCACACGUACGCAACUCAACGAAAUCUAGCAACAGUAAUGGUCUUCGAUCACGGGCAGACGGAAUAAUAGAAGACAAAGCAACGUUGGUCACAGAAUCGGCCAUUAUGACUAUAUCUAGUGGCAACAUUAAGCUGAAACAACCAAUAUUGAAACUAAAGUCACACCCGCACAGCGGAAAAAAGAUAAAUUACAUAGAAAAUGAUACCGUAAUUCCGUCCCUUCCAAUUGAAGUUUAUUUUAAAAAAGUUAACCAACAAUAA
Messenger RNA from Drosophila persimilis, 1722 nucleotides. RefSeq lists its product as uncharacterized. NCBI's taxonomy places the organism in Eukaryota, Metazoa, Arthropoda, Insecta, Diptera, Drosophilidae. Bases 1 to 1722 code for a protein of 573 amino acids. The transcript is spliced from 4 exons. The record is from RefSeq and is a predicted model, not a curated record.